This is a messenger RNA of Rhinocladiella mackenziei CBS 650.93, 2151 nucleotides long. RefSeq lists its product as uncharacterized. The transcript has 2 exons. Gene Ontology annotation, molecular function: protein-macromolecule adaptor activity; ubiquitin protein ligase binding. Bases 1 to 2151 code for a protein of 716 amino acids. The record is from RefSeq and is a predicted model, not a curated record. NCBI's taxonomy places the organism in Eukaryota, Fungi, Ascomycota, Eurotiomycetes, Chaetothyriales, Herpotrichiellaceae. Gene Ontology annotation, cellular component: cytosol; cytoplasm. Gene Ontology annotation, biological process: ubiquitin-dependent endocytosis.
AUGGUGCGCUCUGAUGUUGGCAGAGGUUCACCAGAACAGCGGGGUAGAAGCCUGAGCAGUGUCAGUGGCCCUGUCAGUGGUAUGGUACAUCGACCGAGACUGGAGAGUGAUGUUCGAAACGCAUCUGCGCAAUCAACCAACCCCGAGCCUACUGUCCGCAGCGUCAAUUUGGCUGACGAGAAACCGGUUGCCAGCGGAAAUGGCGUCUCAGUCUCCAUAUCUCUUGCGGAACCAGUCCUGUUUUUGCAAGGAUUCGACCCUAAUGAUCCUUCAACACACAGCACCACUAUGCUCCGAGGGAGCUUGCUCUUGAGGGUUCAGAAGCAAGCAAAACUGAAGUCGAUAUCCCUCAACUUCCGCGGCAAAUCAGAGACCGAGUGGCCGGAGGGAAUUCCACCCAAGCGUGUGGACUUCAGAGAUACCACCACCAUCAUGAAUCACACUUGGUCCUUCUUCAAUGCACAGAUUCCCCAGGCCGAGUACAGUUAUGGCGCCGAUAUCGUUCAUCUACAGAAAGGUCCAUCUGUCGAGUCCAAGGAACUGGGCGUGACAACCUCUUCCUUUGACAUUUUCCAGCGGAGUGCAUCCCCUGCCAAGGCUCCUACUUCUCGUGAUAUGAAGAGAUUGUCUCUCCAAACAAAUCACUCCCGCAGUUUUGGUAAAGGUGAUACCAUCAGUGGCGGACCCACAGUUGCUCAGAGAGGGUUUAAAAUAUUUCACCCUGGAGAUUAUAUCUACAAUUUCGAAUUGCCCCUCGAUUCAAGGUUACCGGAAUCUAUCAGUGUCGACUUAGGGCAUGUCAAAUACGAAUUGGAGGCCCUUGUUGAACGAUCCGGCGCCUUUCGCGCCAAUCUGGUCGGCACGAAGGAGUUGACCCUAAUCAGAGCUCCCGCCGAAGGCUCUUUGGAACAAGUGGAACCUAUCGCAAUAUCACGGAAUUGGGAGGACCAGUUGCACUACGACAUUGUCAUUUCUGGAAAAUCUUUUCCACUUGGCUCGACGGUGCCUAUUGCCUUCAAGUUGACGCCUUUGGCCAAGGUCCAGUGCCACAGGAUCAAAGUCUUCGUGACGGAGAAUAUUCAGUACUUUACAAACAACAAAAAGGUGCACAGACUCGAACCGAUCAGAAAGGUCCAGCUCUUCGAAAAGCGUGCAGAUGGCCACAGUGUGACCUCAUAUCCCGGAAGUUCAAUGCGCAUACUAGCGGGCGGAGGUGUCCCUUACGAUUACCGUCAGGCGGCUGCGGCGGGAGAUGAAGAUAUCCCGAGAGAUCAAACCAACCUCCUUGGUAAUUUGGAUAACGAUGCUGGAAGCAUUGGCCCAACUGAAAUGGAGUUCAAUGUGCAACUGCCUAGUUGUCAUCAGAUGAAGGACAAACUCAGAAGUGAGCGUCUUCAUUUCGACACCACAUAUUCCAACAUCCAGGUCAAUCAUUGGAUAAAGAUUGUGAUGCGGUUGUCCAGACCGGAUGAGAAUGACUCGACCAAGCGCCGUCAUUUUGAAAUUUCGAUCGAUUCUCCUUUCAACAUCCUGUCUUGUCGGGCAACUCAAGCAAAUAUCUCGCUUCCGGCAUAUAGUGCUGGCGGAGCGACUCCUGUACCGGCGGAUGAGUUCGAGUGCGGAUGUCCUGGAGCAGCAUUGAGGAGACGCAGUACCCCCUCGGUGUCGCAAACCCGGGCUGCCGUGGCGAACAACGCAGCAGAAGCCGGAGCUCCUGUUCCUGGCGUGUCGCGGAGCUGGACCAACGAUACGGGUGGAUUGACCAUGCCUUCUCAAGCGCAUGUCCACAACGACCCCAACUCCGGACAACCGAGACCGAUGCAUUUGCUCCGGAGUCCUUCUUUCAAUCCGCCAGCUUUUGAUGAUGACGAGCCUCCACCACCUAUGGUCACUCCGCCUCCGCAGUAUGAUAACGUCGUAUCCGGGGACUCUCACAGCGCACUGGCGGAUUAUUUUGCUCGGCUCGCUGACGAGACAUCGGAUGAAGACGACCGCCUCGAUCGGUCACGUAUAGAUAUUCCUCUCACUCCAGGAGGGCGAGUCAACAGAAGUAUGGACAUCACGCGAACCUGGCUACCACUUGGGGGACCUGCGAAUUCAACAACUCCGACCACUUCGGGGCUAGCAUCCUCGACGUCGGUGGCCAAUUAA